Molecule: messenger RNA, 1449 nt
Organism: Histoplasma mississippiense
Lineage: Eukaryota; Fungi; Ascomycota; Eurotiomycetes; Onygenales; Ajellomycetaceae
Exons: 5
Coding region: 1-1449 (482 amino acids)
Biological process (GO): regulation of DNA-templated transcription
Cellular component (GO): nucleus
Molecular function (GO): DNA-binding transcription factor activity, RNA polymerase II-specific; transcription cis-regulatory region binding
Source: RefSeq, a predicted model, not a curated record
AUGCCGCUGUGUGCGGACCUCAGUGGAUGUGUCCGUCUCAAGAAGACGUGUCAGCCCUCAGAGUCGGUUCGCAAACGAAAUGCCCAUGUAGCUGAAGAGUCUGAUAUUUACACGGAUCGCUCGAUUGGAAAACAAAAUGGAGAGCCUUUUUUGCUCCAAGCCAUCCACGCCGUAACCACAUUCUCAACGCAGGAAAGGGUAGUCCAAGUUGAAGAGCUCAAGCGCCUCCUGUUCACAUCUGCUUUGCUCAAAGUCCAGUCAAAUAUCGACUUACUCCUUGGAUUAUUGACUUGCCUUGCAUGGAGCAGCGACGCAUUUCUCGGAAGAGCGGACCUCGUUUCUUGUCUGAUGAUGCUCGCCAUUUCACUGGUAUACGAUUUACGGCUGUUCAAACCAUCCUCAAUAGAUGUGGAAGUCAUGAUGUCUAUGACGCAGGGUUGGGCUGAAGAAAGUCCUCGGAACCUCGACGAUGAAACCCCUUACGGCAUAUUGGAGAGGCAGCGGGCAGUGCUGGCAUGUUUCAUUUUGAGCUCUAAUGUUUCGUCACACCUUGGGCGUCAAGAUGCAAUACGGUGGACACCUCAGAUGGACGAGGCGCUUCGAGUCAUCACAAUGGACAACUCAUGCCCUACGGAUAAACUAUUUGUCGCCCAAGUACGGCUGCAGCUGCUCAAGCAAAAAGCGGAAUCUCGCCCAGAUAGGCAAGUAGAUACUCUGGCAAAUAACCUAGUAGAUUGUGUCCACCACAAGAGUGCUGAUGCCUUCGCCUGGGGAGACACCCAGGGUUCACUUGUAGAUAUUCUCAGUACACAUGCGCAAUACGUCGAAUUAUACAUAAAUCACUUAGCUUAUUCCAUAAGCCAAAGUUCGCCGCCUCCUGAUACAUCCGGACGACAGAGCGACAGCUGGAUAUUACCGGGAUUCGAACGCCUGGAGUGCUUGUGGCAGUCGGUCGAGAACAUCAAAGCAUGGCUAGACGAUUUCUACAAAAUCCCCUGCUCAAAGCUGCCCGGUCAGCCGUUUCAUUUUUGGUCACAGAUGAUUCUGACCAUCACACUUCUAAAAUACCUAUCCACGCUCAAGGACCCAGAAUGGGAUUGCCAUGCGGUGCGGAAUAAGGUGCACCUGAUAUCAACAAUGGACGACCUGCUCCAAAAGCUCGCGCUAAGCAGCAAGGAGCCGGAACUCCAGUGUGAUGAUCAUCUGCUUAAGUAUUUAUCUAAGCUUCUAGCCAGGUGUCGGGUGUGGGGUGAAAUUCGGUGGAACAUGGCUUCUCAGGUGCAAGACGUAGAGUCUAGACAGGAGGACCGGGCAACCACCCCUGACACUACCUCCCACAGCCAUUCCCAUAUCCCGGAUCUAGAUCAGAUGGCCUGGAUGCAGUCGAUGGAUUUGGGCGAUGAUCAGUGGUUUGAAGACGUGUUGGGUAUACCGACGACAUUCUAUUAG